Bombyx mandarina (wild silkworm) is the source of this 1792-nucleotide messenger RNA. It is a transcript of the gene be2, whose product is annotated as beta-esterase 2. Gene Ontology annotation, molecular function: hydrolase activity. The record is from RefSeq and is a predicted model, not a curated record. Lineage: Eukaryota; Metazoa; Arthropoda; Insecta; Lepidoptera; Bombycidae.
AUGCCAAACAAGUUUACAAUUGAAGCGCCGCGACUUCGCGUGAAUUUCGUAUUUUUUACUUUCACAUUAGUGUUGUUUUGCUACGAUGCAAGCUCUGAAGAAAGGCCUGCGGUCACGACGCCUCUGGGCGAGGUUGCCGGUUAUUACAUGACCACCAGAGGCGGUAGGCAAAUAUCGGCUUUUACGGCCAUACCAUUUGCGAAACCACCGGUCGGAGAACUGAGAUUUAAAGCACCAGUCCCGUUUGGGCCAUGGGAAGGAGUACUAGACGCCACAAAAGUAAGCCCAAUAUGCGUUCAGAGGAAUCCAUAUGUCCGUCAAAAAGAUAUCGUUGGACAAGAAGACUGUUUGUAUCUUAAUGUGUAUGUUCCCGCCACGACCAAUGAUGAUAAAAGCAAAAAGGAAUUAUUACCGGUGAUGCUAUUUUUGCACGGAGGAGGAUGGAUGUGUGGUGACGCCACGACGGCAAUGUACGGUCCUGAGUUUCUAUUAGACAGGGAUGUUAUAUUGGUUACCACGAACUACAGAUUAGGUCCUCUUGGAUUUCUGUCGACAAAAGAUGAACACUGUCCCGGUAACAAUGGUCUGAAAGAUCAACAAGAGGCACUCCGUUUUAUUCAGCAAAACAUCGAAAGCUUCGGUGGGAACAAAGAUUCUGUCACAAUAUUUGGCGAGAGCGCCGGCGGCUCCAGUGUUCACUUCCACAUGCUAUCGGAUACCAGUGCAGGUUUAUUCCAUAAAGCCAUAUCGGAGUCUGGAACAGCAUUGGUCCCUUGGGCCGAAGCGCCUCCGGGUGAAGCUCUCAGGAACGCCUUUAAAUUGGCAAAGUUCUUAGGAUGCCCUCCUGCGCCAUCCGAAAAAUUUAUCGCCUGUCUUCGCACUAAGGACAGCUAUGAGAUCAUCGGAACCGAGUUUGAUUUUUACGCAUGGGAUUAUGAACCUAUGACACCGUUUAAAGCGGUAGUGGAACCAGAUCUCCCAGGGGCCUUUUUAACAAGAAAUGCGAGGGACACGCCCAAGGCACCAUCUGUACCGUGGAUGACAGGCUUGACUAAGAACGAAGGCUGUCUAAAAUCAGUCUGGAUAACAGCAAAUGAUACCAGAUAUGAAGAAUUCAUAUCAGGUUUCGAUACUAUAGCACCUGUGACAUUUUAUUACGAUAAUUCUCCGUUCCCUGAAGUCAUAACUAAAAAACUGAGGCAGAAAUAUAUCAAUGGAAACAAUCGGAAAGUUAUUGAGAACGGGAUUCUUGAAAUCUAUUCAGACUCAUAUUUUAACUACCCAGCAAUUGAAGCGGUGGAACUGACGUUGAAUCAUAGUCCUGAACCGAUUUACUUAUACGAAUUAACUUACAGAGCGGCUAAUAGCUUCUCUCAAAUAUUCGGAGACCCCGAAGGAGAUUAUGGUGUGUGCCAUGCCGAUGACUUAAUGCACCUCUUUCCCAUACAUUUUCUCAGUCAACCUUUCUCAGAAAAAGAUAUCGAGUUCAGCAAGUAUCUAAUUACGUUGUGGACUAAUUUUGCUACGUCAGGCAAUCCGAAUAAACCCAAUAACAUACCGACUAUUUGGAAGCCGGUAACGAGCCGAGAAAAGAUGGAAUAUUUAGAUAUUGGCUUAAAAUCAAGGAUGAAAGAAGGAUUGGCGACUCGAUCGAGAUUUUGGGGUUCAUUGCCUUUGUGGCAUAACUUGGACAGUCAAAGACUGAGAGACGAAUUGUAAUUUGAAUAAGAGAAAAAUUUUAAUAACUUGUUUGUUAUACAAUAUAAUUAAAACAUCUUAUAAUAAUUAAGUU